Molecule: messenger RNA, 1484 nt
Organism: Phacochoerus africanus (Common warthog)
Lineage: Eukaryota; Metazoa; Chordata; Mammalia; Artiodactyla; Suidae
Gene: TTC1
Product: tetratricopeptide repeat domain 1
Exons: 8
Coding region: 107-988 (293 amino acids)
Molecular function (GO): protein binding
Source: RefSeq, a predicted model, not a curated record
ACGGAAGAGCCCUUGACUGAGCGGAAGAAGAGGAUCUCAAGCUGGGAAGGUGAGGACGCUAGGAGCUGUGAAGCAAGUUUGAGCUUCACCUCCUUCACGAUUGAGCAUGGGAGAGAAGUCAGAAAACUGUAUGGUUUCAGAGGAUAUGUUCAAUGGUUUGAAAGUUACAGAUACCCACGAAGCAGAAUGUGUUAGCCCUCCAGUUGCUAAUGCCAAAGAUCACCAUACCCAGAGCAAGCCGCACAAGGAUGUUGAGGCUCGUCCCCAGGAAGACCAGGAAGAAGAGGAGUGCUUUCAUGACUCUAGUGCCUCAUUUGAGGAGGAGGAGCCAGGACCCAACAAGGUUGAGAACAAAUCUGAUGAUGAUGUGAAUUCCUCUGAACUAGAUGAAGAAUACCUAAUAGAACUGGAAAAAAACAUGCCAGAUGAGGAGAAAAAGAGAAGGAGAGAAGAGAGCAGUAGACUAAAGGAGGAGGGAAAUGAGCAGUUUAAGAAAGGAGAUUAUAUAGAAGCCGAAAGUUCUUAUACUCGAGCCCUUCAGAUGUGUCCAUCCUGCUUCCAGAAAGACAGAUCUAUUCUGUUUUCAAAUAGAGCUGCUGCGAGGAUGAAACAGGACAAGAAAGAGAUGGCCAUCAGUGACUGCAGCAAAGCAAUUCAGUUAAAUCCCAACUAUAUCAGGGCAAUAUUGAGGAGAGCAGAGUUGUAUGAGAAAACUGAGAAGCUAGAUGAAGCCCUGGAAGACUAUAAAUCCAUUUUAGAAAAAGACCCAUCAGUACAUCAAGCAAGAGAAGCUUGUAUGAGACUACCUAAGCAAAUUGAAGACCGUAAUGAAAGACUAAAGGAAGAGAUGUUAGGUAAACUAAAAGAUCUUGGGAACUUGGUUCUCCGGCCUUUUGGACUCUCCACAGAAAAUUUCCAGAUCAAACAGGAUUCCUCUACUGGCUCCUACUCCAUCAAUUUUGUUCAAAAUCCAAAUAAUAACAGAUAACAAAGAUAACAAUAGCUUUUAAAACUGGCUUGGAAAUUGCGUGCUGCUUGCUAUUAGCAAGGGGAAAGGCCUUGCCCAUGUUUAACUUUCAAAAAAGCAUCUUAUCUCAAAGACAGGCUAUCUACUAGAGCCCAGUGCGCCCUCUCCCCCUUGUUUUAUGAUCAGGAUGAAAUGCACUUCCUGAUGCAAUGAGCCUAAUUUGAUUUCCGUUUUAAGGUAGUGUCUGCAGCUCUUUCCCUGGUUCUGGCUGUCCCUCAUUGUGUCCAGGAGAAAGCCUGCUUGUCAAGGCUUACCUCCCCAAGCGCCACAGAGAUAAGCCUAGCCAGUCAUUUGGGCUGAGCAAACCUGCCGGUUGGAGACUAACCCAGCCAGGAUUGAUGGCAUUCCCACCUGCUAUCCCCAAUCCCCCAUCACACAUGCCACCCAGGCUGCUGUGUGUGGGCUCAAGCGUCCCCUGAGUUCCUCUGUGGUAAUAAAUGCUUCUGUGAUGGUCUGA